CACCGCUCCAUUCCUUCGUUGGAUGAAUGGAAGAGAAACGAGCCAAGUGAAACUACCGUUUCAUGCUGAGAGCAGAGAGAAAGCUUCCAUUCUCUUUUUAGCGGAACUGUCGUCGUUUCUCGGACGGGAGAUCCCUGGGCAUUCAACGGUUCAGCUCAAGUCUCUCCCUUUUUCCUCGCGUUCGGUAUCGCAGGUAUCGUGCAAUACGUUCAAUUGUCGAUGGGAGAAAUGGAAAGGGUAUGAUUUCCACGAGUGGAAAAGAACGGCAGGUGAAAUUUGGCUCGUGGAUCAUCUUUAUGCUCAUCCGGACCUAGGUGACCAAGACGUGAGUCCAAUUGUUGUUAUUGGGAGAGGUAGUGAUGGUAAUGGGCAUUUGCACCCGGAUGUGAGCAACUAUCGCGGAGGUGACGGCUCUGAACCCGAACGAAGAACACGAGACGAAGACGGAGGAGGACGAGGAAGAGGAGGAGGAACUGGAUCUCGGCCUCUCGGAGGACAUCGCCCCAACUUGAAGAGAUCACAACACACUCCAUGCCUCGAGAGGUAGAGCAGGGGUAGGAGUAGUAGUAGUAGUAGUAGGAGGAGGAGGAGGAGUGGGAAUGGCAGAGAGAAAGAGAGAGGAAGAGGACGGAAGACUCUUGGUCAGCAAUAAUAUCUAGCGGUGGUACGGCUGCAUCGGUUUUAGUCGACUUUGCAAACUCUUCCAAUGGGGACGAGCCCUGCAUAAGUGCUGGAACAACGUUAACAUCUUCUAAUAGUGCAAGUUCAAGCAAACUCAGCAAAGGCAAGGCUGAACCAAGAGAAGAAGGAGAAUUCUUCGAAAAGCCUAGACAGCAAAAGCGAAAUCAUCCAGACCAGCAAAGCAAAGAAGGGAACGAACGAACAAGAAGAAGAAGAAGGCAAAGAAGAAGCACAAGUGACGAGUUAGUCAGCACAAUCAUGGCUGGUACUAACAACCCAAGUACUGCUACAUCAACUGCUUCGUCUUCAAAUUCUUCGAGUUCUGUAGCAACAUCAGCAGUUGACGUGGGGGCCGUGGUUGCCCCCACGUCAUCAAAUUCUCAACAAAUUCAACAACUCGGACCAUUUCGAACACAUGUGGGGGAUGAAGAAGAGGUCUUGGUUGGGGCUCCUGGACUGGACAAUGGGCACGGCCUUCAAUUGGUUGGCGUCCACCACGAGGACGAGGAUUCGCCUCGGGCCCGGUAUAACCGAUCCGCCGUGAAUCCAGCCCUCUAUCACCAUAACCCGCACCAUGGACAGAGCAUUCAUGCCUGCGACCCUUUGGGAGAUCCCGAUUACCAGGAUGCAUGUUUGGACCAACAUCCCGUUCGGUUCCAUCGAGAUGAAUACGCUCAUCAAUACAGUCCACAAAGUCGAUCCAAUGGGGAUUGGCCUGGUCAGCACCUCGGCAAUCAAAUCCCUCAAUGGAUCGAUGGGCGGGCGGGGGGCGUGUGGCAUCCCCCGCCCGUACCCAUGGGACCGGGUGGGACUGAUCAGCGAUUUGUGGUGGGCAAUCAAUCCCACAUGAAAUGGAUGGAGCAAAGUCGACCCGGGAGUGCAAUGAGCAAUACGGGCAGUGGGAAAAUGAAGGGCGUUGGCUCCCGUUCCUUGCUGUAUGAGCCCAUGGCCUCGGAUUGCAUCCCGGAUGAUCAACUAGCACAACUCUCCGUCAAAGAGCUCAAUAAACGUGUUCAAAAUCUUACUCGGGAUGAUAUAGUCAAAUUGAAACAACGCCGAAGAACUUUGAAGAACCGUGGAUAUGCCAUGAAUUGUCGUUUACGGCGACAGAUGCACAAAGAAGGGCUGGAGAGUCAGCUGAACGAUAUGAGGGACAGAUUCUACAACGCCUUGAAGGAGAGGGACGCCGUCAUCAAAGAGCGAGAUUAUCUCCGCAACCAGCUCAACCAAUUGGAGAAGCUCCAAGCCUCGGGUGGCUUGGUGGGUCCAACCACCUCGAAUAAUGGUGGCAGCAACCAUCAUGACACGCUCCAAUUGUCAUUAGCCCAUUCCUCCCACCAUCCUGGUCACCACCAUGCCGGUCAGCUCGAUCUCUCUCUUAAUGGGAACGAUGGCAGUCAUAACUACAAGCGGAGUCCCAAUACCUAUGGGUCAUUGGUUGCCAUCCACCAUCAAGAGACUGCCAAGCUCAUGAGGUAGACAGUUGGCCGGCUCUUGGCCCCUUCUUAAAGCCAGCGGGUCAAGGGUAGACAGAAAAUGACUCUACCACUCAACUUGGCCAAGCUAAAAUCUGCCUCUCUCUCUCGUUACAUUUGGCUUUACUUUCAACUUGAUCGCCCAAGAAAGCGAAUACUGCUUCUUAUACCCUACCUGAAUAGCAUUUUUUCCAAACAAUAUCAACUUGGUAUUGCAUCCUUCAGAGGUGCUGGAACGUACUGAAAAAUGUUACGAUAAAGCAUAGUUUGUUCAGUCAUCAAGUCGACACAAGAACAUAGGCCAGAACGACUUGCAGCUCUACUGAUCCCAAAUGAUAAGAUAUAUACCACAAGUUCAACUCAUGUGUCUGUCUCUUCCAUAUAUUAGUAAUUUACAUUGUCGAAAACUACUCUACCCAUACUCGACUACUACAAGGUAACGCCUCCCUGACCUGAACUGAAGCAGUUUUCCCCCCGUUCUGACAGGUUGCGUGAAUCUUUGACAAAACGUUUCCAUGUUUCGCUCAAACAAAUAAACCCACUUCCGCAAAAAAUACCAACGAAAUAUCCACAAAACAAAUAAGUUAAAAGUUUAGUCAGCCAAAAUCCCUCCUACUAGUCUAUUCUGUUGUCGUCAAGUGAGCGUGAGUGAUUGUGGCUACAAGGUACUCUUUCUUUCUUCUCAUGUGUUACAAUUGUAUUUAUUAUGAGCCUCAUGAUAAAAACCCGAGCAUGACAGACUCCCAAUUGUGACAUAGAUAAACGAAUCUCGCUGGAUCCUAGCACAUGCAUUUUUGUUGAUUAUCAAAGCUUUAAUGCAGAAAUAAACCCGUUCUAGAUUA
Tigriopus californicus is the source of this 2998-nucleotide messenger RNA. RefSeq names its product transcription factor Maf-like. Gene Ontology annotation, molecular function: RNA polymerase II cis-regulatory region sequence-specific DNA binding; DNA-binding transcription factor activity, RNA polymerase II-specific. The transcript is spliced from 3 exons. Lineage: Eukaryota; Metazoa; Arthropoda; Copepoda; Harpacticoida; Harpacticidae. Gene Ontology annotation, cellular component: nucleus. Gene Ontology annotation, biological process: regulation of transcription by RNA polymerase II. The record is from RefSeq and is a predicted model, not a curated record. The coding region runs from base 940 to 2160 and encodes 406 amino acids.